Molecule: messenger RNA, 3365 nt
Organism: Notodromas monacha
Lineage: Eukaryota; Metazoa; Arthropoda; Ostracoda; Podocopida; Cyprididae
Source: the annotation of a GenBank genome assembly
AUGUGCGCGUCCCCCGUCGGACUGUCGUUGAAGAAGAAGCGCCGCGCGUCCGGGUCCGACGUCGGCCUUGUCGUCGGCCAUGUCGCUACGACGUCAACCACGCUGACGAGACCUUGGAAAUAUAAAUCCUAUCUGGCCUUGGAUUCGGUGGUGAAAAACGAAGACGUGGAAUUUGACUCUGAUUCGAGGAUGGACGCUUGUUCAGAUCCAGGAUCCCCUGUUUUGCAUCCAGCGUCAAAAAUGAAAGAAGCGGCGUCGUCGUUGCUAGCGCUCAGAGCAGGCGGUUCCUCGAACCCGGAAUCCCCAGAGCGAAUGGACGACGAAGACGACGACGGCGGCGGCGGUGGCGGCAGCAGCGGAACAAGUGUAAUAAGACACCGACACCGCAACGAAGACGACGAUGACGACGACGACGACGAUGACGACGACGAAGAAGAAGAAGACGAAAAAACCAACGACGGCAUGGACCUUCGGAUCGGCAUCCGUCGCGCCGAGGAAUGGGUCCUCUUGAGUCCACCUGCGUCCCAGUCUGGCAGCCCGAAACCCGUCGCAGGCGGGAACGCCUCGUCGGGUUCUGCUCAAGCCCACAUGCAGCAACAACAAGACGGAUUAGCUGUUGUCACCCAACAUUCUUUGCCUUCGGGUAGUGUUAAUGCUACUGGUGCGGCGUCAGCAGCAGCAGCAGCGGCUGCAGCUGCUGCAGUCGCGGCGGCGGCUUCAGUGGCGGCCCAGUCGUCGCCGGCGACGACGCUCGUGAACCCCGCUGUGAACUCGGCCGCCGCGGCGGCAAUCGCGAGUAUCGCGAGCAAGUCCCCGGUGUUGUCGCGGAAUCUCAUCUGCUACUAUCCUCCGUCGCCGGAUCCGAGUCGGAGAUCGAGUUUCUACUCUCCUACCGAGUCGCCGCUGCAGUCGAGACACAUGUCGGGUAAUUACAUUUCGAAUGUUUUACAUCAGUGCUCCCCAACCGGGGGUCUGCGGACCGGCGCCGGCCCGCAGAAGCUUCUUGCCGGAUUCAGUUCGCCGUAUUCUCAGACGCGGAGUCCGGGUUUGAGCCGGAACAAUUCGGACGCCUCGCAAUACGGCGGCUCUUCCAACUACUCGAGCUACAGCUCGAACCCGAGUCCGAGUCCGUUGUCGCCGGCGGACUUCAGCGCGGGCGCCGCGGCGGCCGAACUUUUGCAGCACUCCGCCCUCGCCCAGACCGGCAUCUCCAGGCAGCAGCUCAUCAACAGUCCUUGUCCAAUUUGCGGAGACAAGAUUUCUGGCUUCCAUUACGGGAUAUUCUCGUGCGAGUCUUGCAAGGGCUUCUUCAAGCGAACUGUGCAAAACAAGAAGAACUACGUGUGUCUGCGAGGCGCUGGCUGUCCUGUCACGAUCGCUUCGAGGAAAAAGUGCCCUGCUUGUCGAUUUGAAAAGUGUCUGUCCAUGGGCAUGAAGCUAGAAGCGAUCCGAGAAGACCGGACGAGAGGCGGCCGCAGUACUUACCAGUGCUCGUACACACUACCGACGAGCUUGCUGUCACCGCCUCUGGGUGCCGGCGCGGACGGCAGCGGCGGCGGCGUUGGCACGACCGCCACGGCGGCGGCGGUAUCGGCGGUGAACGGCGUGCCCGCGCCCGCGGGGUCACCGAACUUGUUGCAACCCGUGAGGGAAGCGGGGAACGACGAGCUGGCGGCUGCGCCCGUGACCGAGGCGAAUGUGCCACCGUUGCUCCAGGAGAUAAUGUCAGUGGAGCAUUUGUGGCACUACACCGAAGCCGAGCUGAACCGCAUCAACCGGAGGAUAGAAGAGUGCAACGCGCCACUAGCUGUGGACGAGGGCGUCGUGUUGUCGGGCGGGUCGCCGCAGGGUGCCGGCGCCGGCGCCGCCGUGUCGCGAAAGUCGUCGUCGUCGUCGACGGGGUCGUCCCGAAGCGGCAAGAACGGGUCGACGACCUCGGCGUCCUCCUCCUCGGCCGCCCUCAGCACCGACGACGACCGCCUGCUCACCUGCCUCUGCAGCAUCGCCGACCAGCGCCUCUACAAAAUCGUCAAGUGGUGCAAGAGUUUGCCGCUCAUGCAGGAAAUCCAGAUCGACGACCUGACGGCACUGCUGAUCAACGCCUGGUGCGACUUGCUGCUCUUUGCCUGCUGCUACCGAUCAAUGGCGACCCCGGGCCGGAUGCAGAUCUCAUCGGGCAAGUCGUUGACAGUGGCCGAGGCCAAGGAAGUCGGCCUGGACUUGUGCAUAGAGCGGAUGCUGGUGUUUGCCGACCACCUUCGCCGACUGCGUGUCGACCACUACGAGUACGUGGCACUCAAGGUCAUCAUCCUGCUCACUUCCGACGUGCCAGCUGGCCUCAAGAGCACCGACCGCGUUCGGGCCACGCAGGAAAAGGUCCUGCAGGCCCUGCAGGAGUACACGCUGGCCCGCACCCCGCUGCUGCCGUCCAAGUUCGGCGAGCUCCUGCUCAGGAUCCCCGAGCUGCAACGAACUUCUCAUUUUGUUAUGCAAGUUGGAAAAGAAAUGCUCAGCCUGAAGAAAGACGAUUCGAGAGAGCCGCAAUCGUUCAACCUGCUCAUGGAACUCCUGCGUGGAAAUCACUGACGAAAAACGACGACACCGUGUGACAGCGAUUUUUACGACAUCGACAGCGCGGCAACCGUUCAAGACCACCAGCGACGAAUUGCCAACGCAUCGACGAGGAAUAAAAUAUAAAAGCCCAAGGGGAUCUCAUAUGGAUGUAUUUUAUUGUUGUUCUCUGACUUCCCGUUUUCUUUUUGAUUUUGUGGAGAGGAUUCCAUUCCCUAUUUUGAAUCCCGGAGACGAAGAAAGAGAAGGGGGAAAAAUCUUUGCGGAACAGUGGGUUGUUGUGAUACAAACUUUGAUCGAUUUGUCAAUAUUUUACUAACUUUGCGAGGAGCGUCAGUCUCGUCGUCUUCCUUCGUGGCAGCUGAUUGAAAGGGUCCAAAGGGGGUUGUAAAAAAUGUGUUUUUUUUUUAACCCUGAGGAAAAAAUUGCAAAAAUUGUGUCAGUGUGUAAAAAAAAACGAAAAAAGUCCGUCAAGUGUGAGUCCGUCGCAGUUUUCAUCAGCCGUUUGUGAACCAUGCUGGUCCGUUUCGUGAAAACACCGGUGUGGUACUUCCACCAAAACUCGCUUCCUCGUCCUUGACGCCAUUUCUUUUUUGGAUAGUCCCAAUUUUUUUUUUUUUUUUUAAAUCGAGGGACCAAACAAUUCGUAUUCGGAAUCUCAUGUGUGGAUUGUGUCCGAUGGCCUGAGGAAAAGUCAUGCCAAAUGUUUUCUUCAUUGGAAGAAGAAAAGAAGAGGAUCAUUCUUUCGAUUUAUAUUGUAAUGGUGCCAUGGAAAUGAAAUUCUUUGAAAUUGC